GCCCGGGCCGGCGCGGCCCCCCUGGGCCCCCCCCCGCCAUGGUGUCGUGGGUGCUGAGCCGGGCCGUGCUGCUGGUUUUCGGGAUGCUGUACCCCGCCUACGCCUCCUACAAGGCCGUGAAGAGCAAGAACAUCCGCGAAUACGUGCGCUGGAUGAUGUACUGGAUCGUCUUCGCCCUCUUCAUGGCCACCGAGACCGUCACCGACAUCUUCCUCUCCUGGCUUCCCUUCUACUACGAGGUGAAGAUGGCCUUCGUCGUCUGGCUGCUGUCCCCGUACACCCGCGGCUCCAGCCUCCUCUACCGCAAGUUCGUGCACCCCACGCUGUCCCGCAGGGAGCAGGAGAUCGACACCUACAUCAUCCAGGCCAGGGAGCGGGGCUACGAGACCGUGGUGCGGUUCGGCAAGCGGGGCCUCAACAUCGCCGCCACCGCCGCGGUGCAGGCGGCCGCCAGGAGCCAGGGCGCGCUGGCCGGGCGGCUGCGCAGCUUCAGCAUGCAGGACCUGCGCUCCCUCCCCGACGAAGCCCCCGUGCACUACCGGGACCCCCUGUACCUGGAGGAGCAGGAGAGCCGCAGGCAGCCCCCGGGUGAGCCGGGAGCAGCGGGGUCCCUGCGCGAGGAGGAGGAGGAGGAGGAGUGCUGGUCGGACUCGCAGGUUUCCCCCAAGCCCACCCCUCACCCCCGGGACCCCAGACCCCUCUCCCGGAGCCAGAGCUUGCGCGCGGCGAAGAAGAAGCCCCAAGGCAAAGAGGGCUCUUCCCGGCUGGCGCGCGGCCGCCUUCGGAAGAAGCCGGCUCGGACGGAGCAGGACAAUUAA
This is a messenger RNA of Cygnus atratus (black swan), 818 nucleotides long. It is a transcript of the gene REEP4, whose product is annotated as receptor accessory protein 4. The record is from RefSeq and is a predicted model, not a curated record. The transcript has 8 exons. Gene Ontology annotation, biological process: endoplasmic reticulum tubular network organization. Bases 39 to 818 code for a protein of 259 amino acids. Gene Ontology annotation, cellular component: endoplasmic reticulum membrane; endoplasmic reticulum tubular network; cytoplasmic microtubule. Gene Ontology annotation, molecular function: microtubule binding. NCBI's taxonomy places the organism in Eukaryota, Metazoa, Chordata, Aves, Anseriformes, Anatidae.